AUGAAAAGUUUUGAUAUCGCUGACAAUGUCGAACAUAAUUGGAGAGAUAUCAGAGUCGUGGGAGAAAUAACCUCAUUAAACGAACUGGCAGCUGAUAAGAUCCAUCAGUUGAUGAGGUACAUGUGCAAAAUCUUCUAUUCGCAGCCGCUUCGUCGAUUUGCACAUGCGUUCUACCUGCACAACAAUUACAUGGAGCUCUGGAUUGCCGAUCGGGCAGGUGCAUAUAGCUCUGGUGAAAUAGACGUAUCGAAGAGCCAAAAAAUACUGGUCCGGGCAUCAUCUUCCUAUAUGCUCAUGCGUGACGAGGAUCUUGGAUUGGACCCAGUCACCAACUUCGAUAGUGACGGUCGAUAUUUCGUCACAGUUCCAAACAGCAAGGAAUCAGUGGAAAAAAUUGACGUGUACCCCUUACCUGUAGCUCGGCCAGAAACUAAAGUUUCGAGAGGAAACACGUGA
Molecule: messenger RNA, 456 nt
Organism: Blumeria graminis f. sp. triticale
Lineage: Eukaryota; Fungi; Ascomycota; Leotiomycetes; Helotiales; Erysiphaceae
Source: the annotation of a GenBank genome assembly